Molecule: messenger RNA, 2168 nt
Organism: Pistacia vera
Lineage: Eukaryota; Viridiplantae; Streptophyta; Magnoliopsida; Sapindales; Anacardiaceae
Product: type I inositol polyphosphate 5-phosphatase 10-like
Exons: 11
Coding region: 35-1648 (537 amino acids)
Biological process (GO): phosphatidylinositol dephosphorylation
Molecular function (GO): phosphatidylinositol-4,5-bisphosphate 5-phosphatase activity; inositol-polyphosphate 5-phosphatase activity; phosphatidylinositol-3,4,5-trisphosphate 5-phosphatase activity
Source: RefSeq, a predicted model, not a curated record
GUUCAAAAGUUGACUUUUUUAGAACAAAACCCAUAUGGGUUGUCAAUUCUCUUUCAUGCUUUGCCACCCUAUUUAUGCUUCAGAUCUUCUCCUCAUAUUCUCUGCUUUUAAUUUUUAUUCUUCUUUUGGGAAGAUUGAUGAUAUUACUCUGAUCUCACCAAACAUGACUUUAAAGAAUCAAGAAACCAAGAAGAAGUCAAUCUUCCAAAAAAUAUUCUUGACUAAAGACAGGAAUGGUCCAAAUGAAAAGAAAAUGGAUAAAGAGACAUUUAAUAUCCCUGAAGCACCUUCUGAUUCAGCACUUGAGUCUUUGUUCUUCAGCAGCGUACAAAUGCCAAGUCACAGUGUCCAGUCCUUCCGGGUUUUUGUCGCAACAUGGAAUGUUGGAGGGAAACCUCCUCACAGCGGCCUCAAUCUGGACGAUUUUCUUCAGGUUAACAAUCAGUCAGAUAUAUAUGUUUUAGGUUUUCAGGAAAUUGUCCCAUUAAAUGCUGGUAAUGUGCUAGUUAUAGAAGAUAAUGAACCAGCUGCAAAAUGGCUGACUUUAAUUAAUCAGUCGCUGAACAAGUCGCAUAGUCUGUCUUCUAGAGGAUUGAAAUCUACCCCUUCUUUCAGCAGCUCACUGUUCUUCCCGAAACCUUCUCUUAAAAAGGUCAGUAAGACUUUCAGGACAGAGAGUAAAAGGAGGCUUAAGACUUGCAACUGCAUGCCUGAGCUGGAAAAGAAGAACAGUAAGGAAUUCUGUUUUAGAUGCCAACAAUCAAAUAUUAGUGAAGAUGACAAUUCGUCAGAAGAGGACGACGACGUGCCUAGUAACUUUGAACUGGCCGAAAUUUCCAUCCGUACCAGUCAAAUGAAAUAUAGCCUUGUAGCAAGCAAACAAAUGGUGGGAAUAUUUGUCACUGUUUGGAUGAGAAAGGAACUUGUGCCUUAUGUAGGUCACUUGAGGAUCUCCUGCAUUAGUCGUGGAAUCAUGGGCUGCCUUGGAAACAAGGGGUGUAUUUCUGUCAGCAUGUCUUUUUAUCAGACAAAUUUUUGUUUCAUAUGCAGUCAUUUAGCAUCUGGAGAGAAAGAGGGUGAUGAGCUCAGGAGAAAUUUAGAUGUCAUAGAGAUACUUAGAAACACGCAAUUCCCAAAGAUUUGCAGAACACCCAGCAGUAGGGUGCCUGAGAAAAUUCUGGACCAUGAUCGGGUUAUAUGGUUCGGGGAUUUGAACUACCGGAUAGCAUUGAGUUACUCUGACACUCGAAAGCUUCUGGAGCAGAACAACUGGGAUACGCUAUUAGACAAAGAUCAGCUCAAGAUUGAAAAGGAUGCUGGGCGAGUAUUCAAAGGAUGGAAAGAAGGAAAAAUCUACUUUGCUCCUACAUACAAAUACUCUUAUAAUUCAGACAUGUAUGCCGGAGAGACUAUUAAAACCAAAAACAAAAGGAGAACCCCAGCUUGGUGUGAUAGAAUACUCUGGCAUGGAAAUGGAAUUCGGCAGCUUUCUUACAUACGAGGGGAGUCUCGUUUUUCUGACCACCGGCCUGUAUGUGGGACAUUUUUGGUGGAUGUUGAGGUGGCCGAGGGAGGGUUAAGAAAGAAAUUAUCUGGCAGUAACAUGAAAGUUGGAGUUGAAGAGCUUUUACCUUCUACCAGAAAAUGAUUGCAGUAAUAACAUGUACUAAUAUCCAAGCAUAACCAUUACGAGAUUGAACAAACACCAAAUUUUGCUAAUUCAUACUUUCCAGUUGGAUGAAAUUCUCUUGGAAGUGUCGGUUGAGCAUUCUGUAAAGGCCAUUCUGCAACUGUAUAAGGUGUAAGAAAAAGCAUCGUAAGUUUGGAAACAUGCUGUGCUACUAUAGUCAAGGCACAUGAACAUCGAUUAAUCAUGGAUGAUGAAGACAACAAAAUUUAUCGAAGUAUAGUUGACUAGUUUUACAAUGACUUACUGACUGGCGCAUACAGUUUGUGCAUAAGGGGUUGGUAGAUAGUGAAGAAAAAUGUUUCCAAACUUGUGUAGAGAAAAGAACAUAUUUUUGAAUGCUAGUUCUGGAAGAUAAAAUCAAUUGAAUGUAGAAGAACAUUUAUGUGCAUUGGCAUAGAUGAGAUGAAGAAAAUCAAAUUUGUUGCAGAAAUUAUAAAAUGCAGGCUUAAGUGAAUUUCUAUCAAAUUUAUUAUAAACA